Cavenderia fasciculata is the source of this 375-nucleotide messenger RNA. RefSeq lists its product as uncharacterized. The coding region runs from base 1 to 375 and encodes 124 amino acids. The transcript has 3 exons. Lineage: Eukaryota; Evosea; Eumycetozoa; Acytosteliales; Cavenderiaceae. The record is from RefSeq and is a predicted model, not a curated record.
AUGCAAAGAUUCUAUAGUCAUUUAGGUUUAUCUAAACCAGCAAAUUGGAGAGGUUUAUACAAAGCCUAUUGUAUGGAAAAGAUAUAUCUCUUCAACACUGAACAAAUCACUUUUAUCACUUCUAAAUAUGGAGCUGCUCCUGCUAGUUCAAGACAAUUCAAAUAUAGAUACUUGGAACCAUUGAGAUUCUGGAAUAGCGAUGUUUCCUUUGUAGAAAAGAAGUAUUCAACUGAAAAAUAUGGUGUAGAAAUUAAAAAGAAUGAUGGAUCAGUUCACUUUAUUGACACAAAAGGAAAGAAUAGUGAUGAAAUAUUUAAGUUGGUUUUAGAAAAGACUGAAGGUAGAAAGGUACCAAUCAGUAUCCCACCACAAUAA